AUGGGUGGAACCGGGACACGUGACGAUCCGUCCAAAGAAGAAGAAGAAGGAAUGCCGGCCACCAACAUCCGCCAAGACAAGCCAGCAUGGUGGCACGACCUUGAUAUCGAGGAGCAGGUAGACCCCACUGAGCUAACAACUGCAAAGGCCGGAGUGGGCUGUGGGGUAGGCGAACGCAUCAUGUGCAUCGGCAACAAAGACCAGAUCAAGGAAGUAGUGGAAAGGGGCCAGCACUGGGAAGCCGCACUACUUCUCCAGUCGAACCAGAGGCCUCUCGCGAAGAUACAGAGACUGCUGCAGAUCAUGGAGAUGAACAGACUCCCAUCGUACGAUUUCUUGUCGGAUGAGACACACGAUGUGGUACAGGCCGUCAAUUACUGUAUCAUCGUAACCUUUUCGAACAGUCUUGGUCCAGCAGCACAUCAGAUCAGUAUCACUGAGCCACUCGAACAGCAUAUCGAGGAAGUGGAGAAGGUCUAUAGCCUUAUCCUCCCUUACACACUGUGUCCGUCAAGUCUCUUCAUCGAGAUCAUCCGCAUCAACCGCCUCCGUCAAGAACUCAGCCUCACUUCCAUCGUGGAUACGCAUCAGUAUGCUAAAGAUGCACAAAGCAUUCUUUCCCGCAUCGAAUUGUUCGUACCAAGAAAAUGGGCGCAGUCUUGGGAUCAGAAAGAUGACUGGCAGCUAAUCGCAUCGAUCUGGCAGUCUGCAAUCGCACUCUACUGCAUAAUGUCCUUGCAAGCUGUUGACAUUAUUCCCCGCAAUACAGAGAUGGAUCGCAUGCGAAUGCGACAUCGCGAUCGUCUGUUCAAAGAUCUGAAGGCUGCCACGCCCUUGAAGCAGCUCAAGAAGAUAUCGACAUUUCCACUGUGUGUGCUUGGCGUGGAAGCAGGCUAUCACGUCCAGCAAAGCACUCGGAUCUGGAUUGAAAGGCACUUGGAAGAACAUGCCCGCCUUCUUGGUAGCAACAGUCCUUUGAAGGCGCGGGAAGUGCUCCGACGAUACUGGAGGCGGAAGAAACCUGGUUGGAAUAAGUGCUUUGAUGAGCCGCUCACAACUCUUGUGCCAGCGGGCGUCUGCUGA
This is a messenger RNA of Alternaria ethzedia, 1083 nucleotides long. RefSeq lists its product as uncharacterized. The record is from RefSeq and is a predicted model, not a curated record. NCBI's taxonomy places the organism in Eukaryota, Fungi, Ascomycota, Dothideomycetes, Pleosporales, Pleosporaceae. The transcript has 4 exons. The coding region runs from base 1 to 1083 and encodes 360 amino acids.